Zalophus californianus (California sea lion) is the source of this 5050-nucleotide messenger RNA. RefSeq names its product CTD small phosphatase 2 (gene CTDSP2). Lineage: Eukaryota; Metazoa; Chordata; Mammalia; Carnivora; Otariidae. Gene Ontology annotation, molecular function: RNA polymerase II CTD heptapeptide repeat phosphatase activity. Bases 543 to 1358 code for a protein of 271 amino acids. The transcript is spliced from 8 exons. The record is from RefSeq and is a predicted model, not a curated record.
GGGAUUCGCUUUUUCCGUAACAAAAUAGCAAAGCUCCGGAUGUUCCGCAGCCCCGGCCGCUCACGGGUGGAGGGUCCUGGGGCCUAGGACAGUGCUCUGGAGAGGGAGGCGCUGGCGGGCCGUAGAGCGGCCAGGUCGGGGGCCGCGAGGCGCGCGGGGGUGGGCGCUGCAGCCGCGGGUUGUUUAUCCGGAGUACGGAGGGGAGGGGGGAGCCUGGAAACCGCCCCGUGUCCCAUUUCCUCCUCUUGUUUUCGCUCCGGAUUCUCCAUGUUGGACCCAAACUGAGGAGCCCGGAGCUGCUGCCGGGGGAUCGGGGCCGGGGGCACCCGGGGGAGCCGCUGCCCGGGCCGCCUGCCUUCCAUACAGGCCGCCUCCCUUCCCGGCCCAGGGAGGAAACGAGAGCAGGGAUGUGAACAGCUGUGGGAGUCCGAGUCUCGGGAGCCGGAGCCGGAGCGGGCCCCCGCCCAGGCCCCCCAGCCCAGCCCAGCCUGCGCGCCCGCCGGUCCUCCCGCCCAGCCAGCCCGGGCCCGCGGGAUUGUUAGAUGGAACACGGCUCCAUCAUCACCCAGGCGCGGAGGGAAGACGCCCUGGUGCUCACCAAGCAAGGCCUGGUCUCCAAGUCCUCUCCUAAGAAACCCCGUGGACGGAACAUCUUCAAGGCCUUUUUCUGCUGUUUUCGCACCCAGCAUGUUGGCCAGUCAAGCUCCUCCACUGAGCUCUCCGCGUACAAGGAGGAAGCCAACACCAUUGCUAAGUCGGAUCUGCUCCACUGUCUCCAGUACCAAUUUUAUCAGAUCCCAGGGACCUGCCUGCUCCCAGAGGUGACAGAGGAAGAUCAAGGAAGGAUCUGCGUGGUCAUUGACUUGGAUGAAACCCUUGUGCAUAGCUCCUUUAAGCCAAUCAACAAUGCCGACUUCAUAGUGCCUGUAGAGAUUGAGGGGACCACGCACCAGGUGUAUGUGCUCAAGAGGCCUUACGUGGAUGAGUUCCUGAGACGAAUGGGGGAACUCUUUGAAUGUGUGCUCUUCACUGCCAGCCUGGCCAAGUACGCCGACCCAGUGACGGAUCUGCUGGACAGGUGUGGUGUGUUCCGGGCCCGCCUGUUCCGGGAGUCCUGCGUGUUCCACCAGGGCUGCUAUGUCAAGGACCUCAGCCGCCUGGGAAGGGACCUGAGGAAAACCCUCAUUCUGGACAACUCGCCCGCCUCUUACAUCUUCCACCCAGAGAAUGCGGUGCCCGUGCAGUCUUGGUUUGAUGACAUGGCAGACACUGAGCUGCUGAACCUGAUCCCGAUCUUUGAGGAGCUGAGCGGAGCAGAGGAUGUCUACACCAGCCUUGGGCAGCUGCGGGCCCCUUAGCCUUCCCUGCUUCCGAGCAAUGGCCCUCCCAGUAGGGGACUUUCCUACACUGUGCCUUUAUGAUCAGCCUGAUGGAGCAGAAGCUGGAGCAUCUCACCAAAUGGGGCCUGGAAAAGAAGUGAUUGGAAAGGGCUUUAGGAUAGAUGCGAAGUGGGCACAUAUCAGACCAACGACACCCAGAGCGGCCUGCUCCCUGAGUUGGGUUCCCAAAUGUGAGUGUGUGUCUGUCUGUCUGUGUCUGUGUGUCUUGCCCUGAGCUGUGGCCCCAGGAUGUAAGUGUUUAGGUGGAGGGAGAAACUGAGAGAUCGAGACUCCCCAAGUUAGUCUGCCUCCUCGCCAGUCACCCUGAGAACCCCCGAACUGGUAGGGGUGGAAACUGUCGAAGGCUCUGUUGCCAAACCUAUGGCCUUUCCUCGGUGUUACAAGGCUCAUGCCAAGGAGAAAGGGCGAAUCAGAGGUUGCCUUCAGGUGGCCCAGGCACACCCCUUUCUGAAACCUUGCUCCAGCCAGCUACUGCAGACCGAACGACAUUUCUAGAAAGGUGAGAGCUUGUUUCCAGAACCAGCAGCCCCAGCGGCCACCAUGUCCAUGGUCUGAGGGCUGCCCUUGCCUCCAGUCGAGUGCCUGGCAUGGGCCCCGUCUGUGUCUCCCCACGGCUUGGGCGCCGGGCCUGCCUUCCUCACCACCUAGCCAUAGUCUUGAACCUGGGGGGAAGGAGGUCUUCUCCCUGCCCUGGAAGAAGACAGAUAACAUUUCCGUUCUUUGGACUCUGUUUUAAAAUUCUCUUUCUAAACAUGGAGUGUUGGGCCUGUUCUGUUUCUGACAAAGCUGCAGUCCCGGGCCUGAGAUGAAUGUGGGAGGCCCUGGUGGUGCGGGUGGGGGGGGGAGAACCCCCAAACCAUGAGUGUGUGUGUCCCCUUGGCUUAUAGAUGAGCUGAGCAUGGGACUGCGUCCCUAAGUCUGCUCUUCAGGGAUUCUCUGCUGGUGCUGGUGCGAGCACUUCUGUUCCAAAGUCCAGGAAGGGCGCUCCGAGCCCGGCCCCUCCUGUUUCUUGGGCAGGGCUCGUUCCUGUUGUCUCCCCCAGGGCCUGGCCUGUGCCUCUCAUGCCCUGCUCCUGUCUGGUCCUCCCGCGCUGUUGCUUUUCUGCUCCAGGGCCUCAGAGGCGCUCCUGCUUUUCCUGGGCUCAGGGCAGUGGGCGUUCUCAUCCUUUCCUCUGCCACCCUAAUGCACAUGCGUCCUGCCUCCCGUAGCAGGUGUGAGCAAGCCCUUUCCACACCUGCGCUUUGUGUGUCUCUUGCUUUCAGAGUUUCAUAGUGAAUGCUUUCAAAAAUUGCCACAAGAUGGAAGUUUCCUGAGGAUGGAAAAGGGGAAGUGCUGCUGUAAUUGGGAGCACAAGGGCCCCCCAAAAGGGAGCCCCGCCCCAGCAUCACUGCCUUAAUCAUGGCCUCCCCUGGGGCUGGCUGGGGUUCUCUCCUUUUCUCCCUCCCUCCCUCCCUCCCUCCUUCUGGGGCAGGAGGCAGUUCCUCUCCCCAUCUCUGCUUUUCCUGGAGGCAGGGGUCACAAAGGAUUUGUGAGUCGCUUCAGGUGUGAGGACACCCCCCCCCCCACUCAGGACUCAUCCCUAUUAUCCUUUUCAGCGUCCACACCCUGGUCCAGCCCGAGGAAUUGGCAGGUGGUGGAGCGGCGGUGUGGUGUUCUGAGACGUAGUGGGCUGACUGGCAUCUUUCUCUAGCUUGUGGUACCACCUCCCCUCCUUGUCCCAAGGUUGAAUGGCCUUGUCUUUCCCAUUGGUGUCACAGAAGUGGAACAGAGUCCCCGAAGCACAUGUGGUCAUUUCCCCCAGUAUCAUUCCCUGGUGCCCCUGGGGUCCUACAGGCGAAGGAAGAGGGCUCCAGUGCUAGCCAGGAACGAACGGUACCUCCGAGGGGAAAUGGGAGCUUCUGAUUCUAAGGCCCUGUCUAGGCCUCUGUCCUAAUACCUUGGAAGGGGCCUCUCUCCCUAGCCCCACCCUAAGGGUUAGCCUCUGGGCCAAAUCUGCCACCUGGGCCCAGCCAAGCUUUUCUGACUAAAUAAGCAAUAAGGCGCUAAGCUGAUCCAGUUCUCGGACCCUUUCUGCCCUCCCUUCGGUCUCCCAUGUUUUUCCCGGUGAAGGAAGAGCGUGUGCCACCCCCUUUCCUAUUAGGCUCCUCCAAAUGCUCCGAGUGUGACUCGUGACCAGGGCCCAGGAUAUCUCGGUGGGGGGGUGUCACUGCUGCUUCUGCGUGAAACCCCUGCUCUCUAGGCCUUGUUCCCGGCAGAACCCUGCCCUGCCCACCCACAGGUCCUCAACAGGAAUACCCUAUUCCCUCUUUCCCCCUUCUCCCGCCUUGGGUGGAGAAGGAACUCAGCCAAAUAAACCUAAACAGGGUCCAUCUAUGUGGACCAGAGCCAGCCUGAAGUGAUUAUUUGCUGUCUGGUUUCCCGUUUCACAGUGUGUUAGGGGCGAGUGUUGAUUGCCAAACUUGCUCCUCAGAGGAAUCCGGCCAGACUCCGUUUUGGAGGAGGGCAAGCUUGGGAGGGAAGCAGUUUAGCCCAGGAUCUGUUCUGGGGCUUCCCAGCAGCCCUUCCCGUUGGAGGCUGUCCUUAGGAGGCAGUAGGCCACUGUGCCUGGUCAGCCCCAACUCAAGCCAUGCCCAGAAUCUGCCCACCGGCCAGCUUCAGUUCUUCAAGGUGCCUCUUCAGGGACACAGUGUGUCUCUCUGAUUGGGCUUCUAAAUCAAAAGCCUGAUGUUCGUGUCCCUCUCAUAGGGGGAGCUUGGGACACAGGACCAGUCUGGAAACAGUCAAGGGGAGAGUUUCCACUCUGCACAUUGUAGAGGGGACGCUCUGUAGGCACGUGGGUCCUUGACUCUAGAGAGGUUGAGUAAAUUUGCCUUCAGUUAACCCGGGACCUUCUGUUUAGUUCCCUCCUGCCUCCCAAAGAUUUUGACCAUUUUGUAAGUAUAUAAACUCACCUCUGUGAACAGUGGCCCAGAAGCAUCUUUAUGCUAAAAGCAUGGGAAGUCUAUAAAGGCAGUCAUUCCCUGGGAGAUGGGUCCCAUUCAGAUCUGCUGCCCCUGCCCCUGUUCCUGAGGCCUCAUUCAGGAUGGCAGACCCCACAUAAGGCUGGCCUGAACCCCAUGUCCCAGCCAGGCCGAAUGUCUGUGGAAGGUAAGCCCCUUUUCACCUUCAGGUCUUCAGUUGGUUACUGUUGUUGUUCCUCGGUUACUUUUUGUAAAAUGGGGUUAGUUUUGUCUUUUUUUUUUUUUUUUUUUCCUUUUUAAAUGCCCAUAAGUAUUUGCAUUCAAGCAGAGGAGGGAAGGCAGGGGUGUGCCCUGCUGUCCCUUGCCCUGCUGUAGGGCUUGCCCCCAGAGCAGACCCUCCUCUUUGGGCCCCAUGAGCUUUGCUUAUAGUUAUCCCAAGUUUGACACAUUCCAUGUCCUGCCACUUUCCCCCUCAAGAUGCCAUUUGGAGGGCAGGGGAUCUGCUUCCCACUGUGACUGGGCUAUGGGGACUCUGACGACCUUGCUUCCAGAUUCAUGGUUUGAUAAAUUUGUUGUAUUCAAAAACUUGAAAUGUAGGACGCCAUUAAGUGUCUGUUUAUAUUUUUGGAAUAUUUGUAUUACUUACAAUUAAUAAAAGCGGGUUUAAAAAAACCCAUCCAGAAACGGGAA